AUUUUCCCAUUUCUCUCUGAGUAGAAGAAAUCGAGAAAGUGACUGAUCAAAGAUGGGAAGUCAGGAGAAUGUGAAACACCUCGAGGAAUGCACUGUCUCCAAUGCACUAGGGACAUGGGUAUUCUCAGUCCUAGGAGCAUUGGUUGCAAUCCCAGUGGGCAUCAAACGCAAGUCUCUAGGUCCACUCGUGUUCUUUGGCACAACCGGAACAAUGCUUGACAUCAUCAUUGGUGUGAGUCAAUGCGAGAGAGAACACGCAGAACACCAAAUGAAGUUACUCCAAGACUCUGAAAAUGCCACAACAACCACCAACACAGAGACUGAGGAUACUUCUUCCAUGUCCUAAUCUUCUUACAUUAGUUUCAAUAAGACUAUGAUGUAAUUUUGAUGCCAUUUACAAGUAAGACUUGUUUCAAGAUAUUGUGAUUAUUCCAUGUGUUUUGAGCAAACAAAGAAGCAAGCUUUUAAUGAUUUUGGCAACCUAAAGCUGAUUCAUUAA
Messenger RNA from Capsella rubella, 499 nucleotides. RefSeq lists its product as uncharacterized. The coding region runs from base 53 to 346 and encodes 97 amino acids. The record is from RefSeq and is a predicted model, not a curated record. Lineage: Eukaryota; Viridiplantae; Streptophyta; Magnoliopsida; Brassicales; Brassicaceae. The transcript is spliced from 3 exons.